AUGUACCUCAAGAGCUGCUCGGUGCAUACAGAAGAGCGCAAGGCCGCCGAGUGGGAAAAUGCUGCGGAAAUGGUGAAGACGUACAGCGACGAGAUGGUGGCACGCUGGAACAAGGAGAUCGACACUUACCUGGUCUACGCCGGCCUCUUCUCCGCCAUACUCACGGCGUUCAACGUUCAGUCGUACUUGCUACUUCAACCCGCUGCACCCGAUCCGUCUAUCGCUAUCCUGCAGCAAAUCUCCUCGCAACUAGGGAGCUUUUCAAUCAACUUACCAUUCGUGAAUUCGACCCAAUCGACCAGCGCCAAUCGUCUCAACACCGGUGCCGGUGCUGCACCACCCAUCCCGCGCUGGGCGGUCUGGCUGAACACGCUGUGGUUCUCAAGCCUCAUCCUCUCGCUCACCUCCGCCUCCGUAGGAAUCAUGGUAAAGCAGUGGCUGAACGAGUACACGAGCGGCGUCUCCGGGACCUCCCGCCACGCCGCCCGCGUGCGCCAGCACCGUCUCAACAACCUCAAGCAAUGGCGCGUAGAGGACAUCGUCGGUACCGUGCCC
This is a messenger RNA of Trametes versicolor FP-101664 SS1, 555 nucleotides long. RefSeq lists its product as uncharacterized. The annotation marks the transcript as partial. The transcript is spliced from 2 exons. The record is from RefSeq and is a predicted model, not a curated record. NCBI's taxonomy places the organism in Eukaryota, Fungi, Basidiomycota, Agaricomycetes, Polyporales, Polyporaceae.